AUGCCUUUCGGGAAGUUGGAACCGUUUGACUUGACAUCUAAACAGUGGCCGGCAUAUAUCCGCAGAGUGGAACAGUACAUGGUAUUAAAUGAAGUGAAGACCGAACUGAAGGUGCCUCUGCUGAUAACAGUUGUCGGGCAUGCCACGUAUGCUCUUAUGUGCGAUUUGUGUUCACCGACACUUCCUGAGGCCAAAACAUUUGAAGAGCUGGUAAAAUUAUUAACUGAUCACCUGGAACCGCAGCGAUCAGAGAUCGCCGAGCGGCACGUCUUUAGGCUGCGCCGACAGCGAGUCGGCGAGCCGCUCGCAGAAUAUUUGCAGAACUUAAAGCAUUUAGCGAGCACUUGCAGUUUCGGCACCAAGCUCGAGGAGAAUCUGCGCGACCAGUUCGUGUCGGGACUGGCAAAAGAGGCGAUGCGAUCUCGGAUAUUCGCUGAAAAAAAUAUUCAGUAUAAAGAAGCGGUGGAGCUGGCUCUCGCCCUAGAGGCCGCGGAGAAGCACGCGGAGGUGAGCGGCGCAGUGGUGGCGCCGGCGAGCACCUCGGGCGGCGACGGCGGCGGCGGCGAUAUUGGUGAAGGUUUGCAUCACGCGAGUGCUCGGCGCGACAGGCGCGGGCCCGGAGCCGGCGGCGGCGCGGCCGCGGCCCGGGGCGGCACGGCGCGCGGCAACCAGGCGCAGUGCUGGCGGUGCGGGAAGGCGCACUGGCCGGACAAGUGUAAAUAUAUGCAUUACAACUGUGAUGAAUGCAACACGCGCGGUCACUUGAAGGUGAUGUGCGGUCAAGGACGCGAUGAGGUUCGUCGACAGUUCGGACGGCAAAAUUACAUGGACGAAGAAUCUGAUGAGGAUUUAUUUAACAUUCAAGUGUCACCGCAAGGUAACAAACCUUAUUUUAUUACAUUGAAUGUGGACGGCCAAGAUGUUGUUUGUGAGAUCGAUACGGGUAGUCGUAUUUCUGCUAUUAAUGAGGACUUUUAUAAGCAGAAGUUUGCUCAUAAAAUAAUUAAUCCUAAUGAUAUUUUCUUUCGCGGCUACUCUGGGUCACCAAUCGGAGCCCUUGGAUACUUAUCGGUUGACGUUGCGCUAAACGGUAUCAGAGCAACUAACUUGUCAUUGUAUGUCAUUCCAAACGGAGGGCGGCCCCUUUUGGGUCGUGAAUGGAUACGUGCUCUUAAGGUCAACCAGAUAACUAUAAAUGAGAUAGUGGAGGAGGACAGUCUGGUGACCCAGCUGUGUAGUGAGUUCCCAGAGGUGUUCACGGAUAAAUUAGGUACUUGUAAAAAAAGCAUUCAAUUACAGCUCACAGACCACGACCCUGUUUAUGUUCGUGCGAGGCCGGUACCGCUCGCGUUGUGCGAACGGUUUGAACGCGAACUUGAACGUCUGGAGCGCGACGGAACCCUGUGCCGCGUUGAUCAUUCUGACUAUGGAACCCCAAUAGUACCGGUAGUGAAACAGAAUGGAGAAUUGCGCAUUUGUGGUGAUUACAAGGUGACGGUAAAUCCUAAGCUUAAGCGUGAUUAUUAUCCUUUACCUCGCAUAGAGGAGCUGUUUGCUAAUCUUAGCGGGGGGGAGCAGUACAUUAAACUGGAUUUACGUCACGCUUACGAACAGUGUAUGUUGACGGAGGACUUGCAGCCGUACCUACACUGCAAUCAUCACUCAUGUGGGUACUUUUGUGUACCGUCGCACACCGUAUGGGCUUUCGUGCAUUCCGGAGAAGUUCCAAAAGCUUAUGGGGGAAACUCUGCGCGGGAUUCCUAA
Cydia splendana is the source of this 1764-nucleotide messenger RNA. RefSeq lists its product as uncharacterized. The transcript has a single exon. NCBI's taxonomy places the organism in Eukaryota, Metazoa, Arthropoda, Insecta, Lepidoptera, Tortricidae. The record is from RefSeq and is a predicted model, not a curated record. Bases 1 to 1764 code for a protein of 587 amino acids.